AUGAAACCCUGGGAUACGUUCCUACCAGUAAUAGCAAGAGUUACAGGAAGAGUGCUAGUAGGAAGUGAGAUGUGCAAGAAUCCCGAAUGGUUUGGACUCACAAUUGCAAACACAGCCGGCAUCAUGAAAUCAGCAAUGGAAAUCCGAGCGAAAUACUCCUCACAAUGGCAAUGGCUUGCACCUUGGACUUACGCGGGAAGGAAGGACCUUCUGAACCUCCGAAAGAGAGCUACACAUCUUUUGGAGCCCAUCUACAAAGAUCGUAUUACAUCUCGUCAGGCGGACAAUCAGAAACACAGAGAUGCAGUUCAGUGGCUGAUAGACAAUGCAGAUGGGAAGCCGAUCAGUCCAGCUCAAAUUGUGGACGCAGAAUUAUUUCUAUACAUGGCAGGAAUUCAUAGCACAAGCGCUUCUAUUGUAUCUAUUGUGUAUGACCUUAUCGCUCAUUCCAAAUACAUCCCGGAUUUGGUUGAGGAAAUCAAGCAGGUCCUCACAGAGUCCCCCAACUGGUCAAAACAGAGUCUUGCAAAACUUCGGAAAUUGGAUAGCUUCAUGAAAGAGAGCCAAAGGCUGCACCCUGCAGGUCUUGGUAAGGAAUCGAAAUGAGGGAUGUCAAGUUGUUUUGGAACUGAUGAUGUGUAGUAACGGUUCAAAGGUCUACUGUCGUCCCAUACACAUUCUCUGAUGGUUUAACUUUGCCGGCGAAUACAUUUUUAUCGUUUCCAACGUACGAGUUCACACACGAUCCUGACACAUACCCUGACCCAGAGACUUUUGAUGGGCUUCGAUUCUACCGCAUGCGAGAAGAUGGCGAUGCCACCAAGUUUCAUUUUGCCACAGUUUCGCCUGAUUCUACUAACUUCGGUGCUGGUUUUCAUGCCUGCCCAGGAAGAUUCUUCGUAGCACAUGAACUCAAGAUUAUACUGACCGAGUUGUUGUUGAACUAUGAUCUGAAAUUUGAGGUCGGGACUGAGAGACCCCAGGAUACCUUCCACGACUUUACCAUUAUCGCAAGUCGCACCGCGAACCUGUUGAUUAGGGAGAAGCAUAACGUGUGA
This is a messenger RNA of Hymenoscyphus albidus, 1058 nucleotides long. The record is from the annotation of a GenBank genome assembly. Lineage: Eukaryota; Fungi; Ascomycota; Leotiomycetes; Helotiales; Helotiaceae.